Messenger RNA from Lotus japonicus, 1486 nucleotides. Its product is annotated as zinc transporter 8-like. Gene Ontology annotation, molecular function: zinc ion transmembrane transporter activity. Gene Ontology annotation, biological process: zinc ion transmembrane transport. The transcript is spliced from 3 exons. Bases 71 to 1132 code for a protein of 353 amino acids. The record is from RefSeq and is a predicted model, not a curated record. Lineage: Eukaryota; Viridiplantae; Streptophyta; Magnoliopsida; Fabales; Fabaceae. Gene Ontology annotation, cellular component: plasma membrane.
GAAUCGUUAGAUAUUCUAGUUUAUUCAGUUCUUCCUGUGGCUCCUUUCUCCUUAAUUCUCACUUUUCAUCAUGGAGGGGAUUAAGAGAAAGAACCAACUUUUCAUUUUUUCUUUGCUCGUCUUACUUGUGCUCCCAACUUUAAUUGUCGCAGAAUGCACAUGUGACCAAGAAGAUGAAGAUAGGGACAAAACCAAAGCUCUUAGAUACAAAAUAGCAGCUUUAGUGUCAAUCCUAUUUGCAAGUGCAAUUGGUGUUUGUAUUCCACUUCUUGGCAAAAUUAUACCGGCUUUGAGCCCGGAGAAAGACAUCUUCUUUAUCAUUAAGGCUUUCGCGGCCGGCGUUAUACUUUCUACUGGAUUCAUUCACGUGCUUCCUGACGCCUUUGAGAACCUCACCUCGCCGUGUCUAAACGAGCAUCCGUGGGGAGAUUUUCCCUUCACUGGAUUUGUGGCUAUGUGCACGGCCAUGGGAACCCUCAUGCUUGAAACUUAUGCCACUGCAUAUUUCCAGAAACAACAUUUUAAGAGAGGUCAAGUUGAGGCUACGGACCCGGAAAAGGAAGCGGGACACGAAGGGCAUGUCCACGUUCACACCCAUGCUACCCAUGGACAUGCACAUGGACAUGCUUCUAUUGAUGACUCCUCAGAACUUCUUCGUCAUAGGGUCAUAUCACAGGUCUUGGAAUUGGGGAUUGUUGUUCAUUCUGUAAUCAUAGGAAUUUCUUUGGGAGCGUCAGAGAGUCCCAAAACAAUAAGACCCCUCGUAGCUGCGUUGACUUUUCAUCAAUUCUUUGAAGGCAUGGGACUUGGAAGUUGUAUAACACAGGCAAAAUUCAAAAGGCUCUCUGUUACAAUCAUGGGAUUAUUCUUCGCUUUAACUACUCCGGUAGGGAUUGGAAUUGGCAUAGGGAUCACUAAUGUUUAUGAUGAAAGCAGUCCAACAGCCCUUAUUGUUGAAGGAAUCUUCAAUGCAGCUUCAGCUGGGAUCUUAAUUUAUAUGGCACUUGUGGAUCUUCUUGCUGCUGAUUUCAUGAAUCCGAGAAUGCAAAACAGUGGUCGGCUUCGAUUAGGAUCCAAUCUAUCUCUUUUGCUAGGAGCUGGUUGCAUGUCUCUUCUAGCCAAAUGGGCUUAGGGACAAGAUUGUACAUUAUUUCUUCUCCGCAGUUUUUCCUGGAUUCUCCCUGCUACUCUUAUUUCCUUCAUGCGAAGGUGAAGCGCAACACCUGUGAUGCUCGCAAGGAAAUCUGUGAUGCUCGCAAGGAAAUCUUAAGACAAUGAUGAAGAUGAAGAAGAAUGUUAGAAUAGGCCAAUUGAAAAUAGGCGUUUAAAUGAACUAAAUAAGUUUUAAGUUCAUUUUGAUAAGUUUUGAGUUUAUUUUGAUAAGUUGUUAUUUUAUUUUAUUAGGUUUGGUCUAAUUUAUAUUUUAUUUGGAUAAAUAACACUUUUAUAAACUUAUUGGAAUGUGUUUUAAAUGAUAACUAAUUGG